AUGUCCACCGGCCGCCGUCCCGUGUGUCACCGCUGCGCUCAGAUCAAGCAGGCCUGCGACGGGAACAUUCCGUGCUCACGAUGCAUCCGCCUCGGACUGCCUUGUCGACCUCGAAAUACCGGCGAUAACGUCCUGCCCGACCCCAGCACCGACGACGCCGAAGCCCCCAAAGCACGGAUCCGCCGAGUUCAGACGGGAUGUCUGAUGUGCAAGCAGCGAAAGAAGAAGUGCGACGAGGUCAAACCCAGGUGCGGUGAUUGCCGCCGUCUCUGCCUCGAGUGCCACUGGCCAGUAGAGCGACCGAAGGAUUACAAGGCUGUCAUGGCUACCGACAAGGCGACGGCACGGCAGCGACAGCAACAACCGCGACCACCGCGGCAGCAGAGCUCCACGAAGAUACCGUCCGACUCAUCCCUCGCCCCCACUGCAUCAUAUGAGAAGCUGCCGAUCCACUCGACGAGCCCUCAGAUGCGUUCGCCCGUCAGCGUCAAGCAGGAACCCUCCGCCGGCAGCGACACGGUCCCUGCUGACCUGCCCCCACCUGUGGGCUAUGAUGCCUUGGUGAGCGGGGUGGCAGCAUGGCAGAGGGAGCAGAAUGUGCCCAGCGUCGUGACGCCGCCGUGGUACGAGAUGGUGUCGCCUACGAGCAACCGUGGCUCGCUCGACUACUUUGAUGCGCCGUCGCUCUCUCUGUACAUACCACAGCUGCUGCCGCAGCUCUCAUCCCCAUAUGACCGAGCUCUCCUCAACCACUACUCGACCAUCGUGUCGCCGUUGCUUUCACGUCGAUCGAGCACCCUCACGAACCCGUACAUUAGCUACCUGCUACCCAUGGCCCAGUCCAACGAGCUUGUGCUGCACUGUCUGCUGGGGCUCGCAGGCAACCAUUGGCGCAAGAUGCAGCCCGGAAUGGGCAAUCGCGGGCUCAUGCACCAAAGCAAGGCGACGCACUCGCUCGCCUGCCUGCUGCCCCAUGUCGACAAAACGAGCGCCGACAUUGCGCUGGUGAGCAGCCUCUUGCUCUGCAUGACGGAGCUGUUUGACGGCACCAGCGAGGGUUGGAGACUGCACCUCAAGGGGGCCAAGAAGUUACUGGCGGCGCUGAGACAACAGCACAGCGACCUCUCGACGGGACACUACAAGUUCCUGGUGCGGCUGUCGCGGUUCCUCGACUCGGCAGCAACGGUCUCGACCUGCCGUCCACCGCUGAUGGAGGAGGAGGCUAGGGAAGAGGCGACGAUCGAGGGUAUGACGCCGAUGGCCGACACCGAGGACUCGGCUGUUUACGGCAUUCCGAAGGAGCUCUUCCACCUGGUGGACCGGAUAAACAGCCUCGCCGAGAAACGCAAGGACAGAGUGGAUGCGGCUUCGGAGGCCGUCUUCAGAAGCCUGGCAGCCGAAGUGGAAGAGCACAUCGACAACUGGGCGCGCGACUAUGGGGGCCUCGACCGAGCCGUCACGACAUUGGCAUCGGCGGAUAAGGAUGCCCUCAACGCCGCGUUGGCAUUCGAACACGCGCUGCGGCUGCGGCUGCACCAGGUUGUCGAGGGUUACGACCUCAACCAUUUGCGCGUCGUGACCAACGUCGAGGGCAUCCUCAAGUCGGUUCAGAAUAUUCGCUACGGAAGCCCCCUAGAGCCGUGUCUACUGUUCCCGCUCGUCAUGGCCGGUGGGGCCUGCUGGGGUCUGGAGCAGCGGGCCGUGAUCCAGGACCGUCUGAUGGUCAUGGAACGGACGUGUGGGUUCGGAUACGUGUAUAAUGCGCGGGAUCUGGUGGAGCGGGUCUGGACCAGGAGGGAUCAGUCAGCGGGGACUGAUGAGGUUGUCAAUUGGGCGCGUAUCCGGUAUGAAGAGAUGCACGGAUUGGUUGUAUUCUGA
Messenger RNA from Geosmithia morbida, 1878 nucleotides. Its product is annotated as Fungal Zn(2)-Cys(6) binuclear cluster domain. Lineage: Eukaryota; Fungi; Ascomycota; Sordariomycetes; Hypocreales; Bionectriaceae. Gene Ontology annotation, cellular component: nucleus. The transcript is spliced from 2 exons. Bases 1 to 1878 code for a protein of 625 amino acids. Gene Ontology annotation, biological process: positive regulation of transcription by RNA polymerase II. The record is from RefSeq and is a predicted model, not a curated record. Gene Ontology annotation, molecular function: DNA-binding transcription factor activity, RNA polymerase II-specific; zinc ion binding; transcription cis-regulatory region binding.